Molecule: messenger RNA, 1374 nt
Organism: Cyphellophora attinorum
Lineage: Eukaryota; Fungi; Ascomycota; Eurotiomycetes; Chaetothyriales; Cyphellophoraceae
Product: H/ACA ribonucleoprotein complex non-core subunit NAF1
Exons: 1
Coding region: 1-1374 (457 amino acids)
Biological process (GO): ribosome biogenesis; box H/ACA snoRNP assembly; pseudouridine synthesis
Cellular component (GO): sno(s)RNA-containing ribonucleoprotein complex
Molecular function (GO): RNA binding
Source: RefSeq, a predicted model, not a curated record
AUGUCAGAGCCUCUGGUACCCGACCAAGCAGCGCCUGCCGUGACCCUGCCUGGCUUGGGUUUUCUUGCAGAACUACAAUCUGCUGAAGAAUCGUCUGCUCGAAACCCUUCCACCCAAGAGCAGCCAACCGAAGUCCUCACAACCGAAGCAGCACCUACCGAAAGUCUGGCAGUUGAGGCGGCGCAUCCUGAAGUUCCGCAUUCUGCGGACCUAUCCACCGAUCUAGUGCCUACUGGAGUCCUUCACACCGAAGCACUGCCUUUUGAAGCACCGCCUGCUGAAGUAACACCGUCCGACGUCUACACCACCGAGGUAGCGCCUGAUGGAGUCCUUCAGACCGGUGUAGCGCCAUCUGGCGUCGUUACAGCUGACACACAGCCUGCUCAAGUGCCACCUCCCGAAGCACGACCAAUUCAAGCCCCAACCACUGAGACACCACCUGCUGCAGCAGCGACGACCGAAGAAAAACCUACUGGAACCUUUCCCACUGAAGCUCAGCCUACGGACACACUCUCUGCUGAAAUACCGGCAACAUCUUCCCAAGCGACUGCACUACCUCAGGGUGCGCCCGACAGAGAAUGGGAAACCGACUCUUCGCCCAUCAGUUCGUCUGACUCCGACAGCAGCUCCGAUAGCGACUCCGAUGUUGGAAACACAGCCGAAGUAAUUGAACGAAUCCUACGAGAAGAGAAGGACGAAGAUGGCGAAGCGAACACCAACACUCGCUCAGGCCCAAGCACAGUACACGAACAAGCCGAAGAUGUGCCUCCGAUUCCUGCCAUCUCCAUGACCGACCAGACACCGAUCGUUCCGUUAGGCAACGUCCAGAAUGUCAUCGACAACACUGUGCUCAUUGCAGGCCAUAUGAGCGGCGCCCAAAACGUCCUUGCGCCCGGCUCUGUACUUUGUCUGCAGGAUCGCUCCAUCAUCGGAGUUGUCGCGGAUAUCAUCGGUCGAGUGGAAAGACCCAUGUACACUGUUCGCUUCCGCGAUCGCGAGUCUAUCAGUCAAGCACGCAUCACAGAGCCAGGCACCAGCGUCUUCUUCGUUCAGCCUCACUCCACAUUCGUCAUGACACAGCCCCUACAAGGUCUCAAAGGCAGCGACGCGAGCAAUAUCCACGAUGAGGAGGUCGGCGCUCAGGAGGUGGAGUUCUCGGACGAUGAACAGGAAGCGGCAUACAAACGGGAGAUGAAGCAGAAGCGAGAAUACAAGCGGGAGCAGCAGCGAGGACCACGGCAGGAACAGCAGCGAGAUCCACGCCGGGAAUACCAACGGGGACCGCCCCAGCAAUAUCAGCACCAGAAUAGCUGGGGAAGGCCAUAUGCACCACCUGACCCUACGUACCAGGGCUACCUAGACUAUGGUCGAUGA